AUGACUUCCGCUCAGCCCGACAGCUACGCCAAAGGACCAACCCUUGAAUCCAACGCGCCCGUAAACCCAGGCUAUCAGUUACCCACCGAGUUACGUGCGGUUCGCGUGACGGCGUGGAAAGCUGAUAUGGCACAUCCUCGCCACAUUCCAGCUUCUAUGUAUAUUCGAAUCGCUGAUGAUGCGACCGGUGACUUGUACCCGAGGGUCAGGACUCCGAUCGGACGACGUGGGAUUGGUGAGUCUAAGACUUCUAUCAAUGCGAUUAGCAUUGAGAAGAAAUCUUCAUGA
This is a messenger RNA of Aspergillus niger, 288 nucleotides long. RefSeq lists its product as hypothetical. Bases 1 to 288 code for a protein of 95 amino acids. NCBI's taxonomy places the organism in Eukaryota, Fungi, Ascomycota, Eurotiomycetes, Eurotiales, Aspergillaceae. The record is from RefSeq and is a predicted model, not a curated record. The transcript has 3 exons.